Messenger RNA from Miscanthus lutarioriparius, 1716 nucleotides. The record is from the annotation of a GenBank genome assembly. NCBI's taxonomy places the organism in Eukaryota, Viridiplantae, Streptophyta, Magnoliopsida, Poales, Poaceae.
AUGCUGCGGAGAGAGGCCGUCGGCCGCCGCUUCCGGCCGCCGCUUUGGCGUGCCCUGCCGCCGACACGUCCCCCAGGACUACUGCCGUUGAUGAAAAAUCCCAUCCCUUGCCACCGCCGCCAGCAGCAGCCGAAUAAGCCCUCUCAAAUUCAAGAAAAGGGUGUCAUUUUGGGCUUGGGAAUGCUCACCCGCCUCUGGCUGCCAGUGUGCCGCGCCGUUCCGGCCAGGCGCGCACGCGACGUCGGCAUCCGGCAUGUGGCUGACGACGGUGGAGGCCCUCCAUCUGCUGGCCUUCUGCCCGCCGGUCACCGUUCCACUGCAGUGGCGCCACCACCAGGGUCCGAUCCACGUCCUCCUGCUGGCACGCAACGGACUCCGUCCACUCCGGCGACGCCGCCAACCUACUCCAACUUCAAUGCCGCCGACAGCUCCGAACACCCGUCGGCACGUCGCCCUAGAGUGCCGGAGCACACGCUCCCUCCUCACUGCCGUCGCCGCCCCGAGCAGCAGCAGCAGCAGAAGCCGAAAAGAAGCGAUCUUUUUGGCUCGGCGUCGGCGAUACUGCAGCUGGGGAUGAAAACGGCUGUACCUCACCUCCGGCCGCCGCCAUGCCACGGUGGAGGCCCUCCAUCUGCUGGCCUUCUGCCCGCCGGCCACCGUUCCACUCCGGCGGCGCCACCACCGGUCGGACUUCUCUCGACCUUCGACGGGUCCGAUCUACGUCCUCCUGCUGGCACGCCACCAACUCCGUCCACUCCGGCGACGCCGCCAACCUACUCCAACUUCAAUGCCGCCGGCCGCUCCGAACCCCCGUCGGCACGUCGCCCUGGAGUGCCCGAGGACACACUCCCUCCUCACCAGCGUCGCCGCCCCGAGCAGCAGCAGCAGAAGCCGAAAAGAAGCGACCUUUUUGCCUCGGCGUCGGCGAUGCUGCGGCUGGGGAUGAAAACGGCGGUACCUCACCUCCGGCCGCCAGCGUGCCGCACUAUUCCGUUGCUGACCGGUGGAGGCCCUCCAUCUGCUAGCCUUCUGCCUGCCGGCCACGGUUUGACACCGGCGACACCACCCGUCUCUCCUUCGGUUGGACUCCUCUUCAACUUCCACGGCACUUGUCCUCGUCUUCCUGCUGGGCCUGGCACACCAUGGACUGGCCGCCAUCUCCUGGCGCCUCACUGUCCGGUGAUAAGGAUCAGGCGUCAUUUGCAGUUAAACAUGAUGAUUACUUUGAGAUUAGUGCUCAAGAAGGGAACUCAGCCAACAAAGCGGUUGCUAAGCACAUUUUCAGAUCCAGUGACAAAAGGGAUUAACCUGUUGUCAGUAGAGGAAUGCGAGAGUGCUAGGGAUGAAAUGUCAUCCGGCAUAGAAGAUGUCGUGGACAAGAUUGCAUGCCUUGAGGGUAACCUCCAGAACUUAAGUGCAAGCUAUUUGAAAGAAUUACUGCAACAUGUCUUAAAAGAGUGCAAGAAACACCAGUCGAAGGAAAUGUUAAAGAAGUUAUACUACGAGAAGAUUAGACCUGCACUAGUUGCACGUGUUCUUUUAUCACCUUAUUCUCUCAGUGACCAUAGGGGCAUCAAGUUGCUUGAAGAGUAUAAGAAACAUGUAACAGAUGCUAAGUAUUUGACAAGUAUCGACUUGAUGGAGGCGAUGAUAAACAUGACAGAGUUAUAUUGGAGCAUCUUCUUGGAUUUCCUAAGUGAAAAGGAUGUUUGGUAA